Oenanthe melanoleuca is the source of this 2211-nucleotide messenger RNA. RefSeq names its product calsequestrin 1 (gene CASQ1). The coding region runs from base 390 to 1646 and encodes 418 amino acids. Gene Ontology annotation, cellular component: sarcoplasmic reticulum lumen. Lineage: Eukaryota; Metazoa; Chordata; Aves; Passeriformes; Muscicapidae. The transcript is spliced from 10 exons. The record is from RefSeq and is a predicted model, not a curated record. Gene Ontology annotation, molecular function: calcium ion binding. Gene Ontology annotation, biological process: regulation of release of sequestered calcium ion into cytosol.
CUGUCAGUCUGUCUGCCCCCCGCCUCUGUCCGUCCCUGCUCCUCCCUGGGCCCCGUCCCCGCCUGUCCGUCUGUCCCUCGCUGCCUGUGUCCAUUCCCGUCCGUGUGUCCGUGUGUCCGUCUGUCCCCCAAUCCUCUCCCCGUGUAUCAUCCCCGUGACUCGGCGUCCGUGUGUCCAUCCCCGCGUCCCUGUCCCCGUGUCCCCGUGUCCGUGUGUCCAUCCCCGUGUCCGUGUGUCCAUCCCCGUGUCCGUGUGUCCACCCCUGUGUCCCUGUCCCCGUGUCCGUGUGUCCAUCUCCUCUCCCGUGUGUCCCGGUGUCCCCCUGUCCAUUCUUGUCCCCGUGUCCGUGUGUCCAUCCCUCUGUCCCUGUGUCCAUCCCCGUGUCCCCCAUGUCCCCGCGGUGGCUCCUGUCGCUGCUGUCGCUGCUGUCGCUGCUGUCGCCGCUGUCGCCGCUGUCGCCGCUGUCGCUGCUCCCGGGGGUCCCGGGGGGGGGUCCCGGGGGGCUCCCGCCCCUCCCCCUCCCGGACGGGCGCAGCCGGGUCCUGCCCGCGACCCCCGGGACCCUCCCGGGGCUGCGGCGGCGCUUCCCGGUGCUGGCGCUGCUGGGGACGGCGGGGCGGCGGGGACAGCGGCCCGAGGAGCUGGCGGCGCUCGAGCUGGUCGCGCAGGCUCUGGAGCCCCGCGGGGUCGGGCUCGGCCUCGUGGACACCGAGCGGGACCCGGAGCUGGCGCGGGAAUGGGGGCUGGCCGGGCCCGCCCGCCUGUUGCUGCUGCGGGGCGCGGCCGUGACCGAGUACCGGGGGGAGCUGGCGGCCGCGGAGCUGCUGCGGUUCCUGAGCCAGGCGCUGGGACCCCCCGUGCGGGUGGUGGCGGCGGGGCCGCAGCUGCGACACUUCGGGGACAUCGAGGAGGAGCCGAAAGUCAUCGGGUUCUUCCGGGGGCGGGGCUCGGAGGCUUUCCAGGCUUUCUCCUCCGCCGCCCAGCGCUUCCACCCCUCCCUCCUCUUCUUCGCCACCUUCGACCCCCAGGCAGCUGAGGAGCUGGGGCUGGGGCUGAACCAGGUCCAUCUCUACGAGCCCUUCCUGGAGCAGCCCCGGAGCUUCUGGGGGGACCCCGGGGACCCCUCGGGGGUCGCAGAGUUCCUGGGGAGCAGCAAGAGGGCCACUCUGCGGAAACUCAAAGCUCAGAGCGUGUCCGAGAGCUGGGAGCUGCGGGACGGGACCCACAUCGUGGCGUUCGCCGAGGGGCACGACCCCGACGGGUUCGAGUUCCUGGAGAUCCUGAGGGAGGUGGCGCAGGACAAGAGGGACGAUCCCGACUUCAGCAUCCUCUGGAUCGACCCCGAGGAGUUCCCGAUGGCCCGCAGCGUGUGGCUGGACAUGCAGGACGAGGACGAUCUGCCGGGGCCUGAGGAGGUGCUGGAGUGGCUCGAGGACGUUCUGGAGGGGGACACUGGGGACACUGGGGACACUGGGGACACUGGGGACAGCGAUGGUGACGAUGGUGAUGGAGAACAUGGAGAUGAAAAUGAUGAUGAGGAUGAAUAUGAUGAAGAUGAUGAGGAUGAAGAUGAUGAGGAUGAAGAUGAUGACCAUGAUGACAAUGAAGAUGAUGGCGAUGACAACGGUGACAAUGACAAUGACUGAUAAUGACGACAGUGAUGAUGGUGACAAUGACAAUGACAGUGAAGACAAUGAUGACAAUGACAACGACUGAUUAUGACAACGAUGAUAAUGAUGACAUUGAUGAUGAUGAUGAUGAUGGUGACAAUGAUGAUGAUGACAAUGACAAUGAAGAUGAUGAUGAUGAUGGCAGUGAUGAUGACAAAGGCAAUGACGAUAAUAAACAAUGAUGAUGGUGACAAUGACGAUGAUGAUGACAAUGAUUAUGACAAUGAUAAUGAUGAUGACAAUUAUAACCGUGAUAAUAAUGACAAUAAUGAUGAUGAUGAUGAUGAAAACUAUGUCAAUGAUGAUGACAAUUACAGUGAUGAUGAUGAUGAUGGACAAUGAUGAUGGUGACAAUGACGAUGACGACGAUGAUGAUUACAACAAUGAUGAUAAUGGUAAUGACAAAGACAAUUAUAACAAUUCUAAUAAUAAUGACAAUAAUGAUGAUGAUGAUGAUGAUGAUGAUGAUGAUGAUGAUGACGAUAACGAUGAUGAUGAUGAUGAUGAUGAUGAUGAUGAUGAUGACGAUGAUGAUGAUGAU